Messenger RNA from Rotaria socialis, 939 nucleotides. Lineage: Eukaryota; Metazoa; Rotifera; Eurotatoria; Philodinida; Philodinidae. The record is from the annotation of a GenBank genome assembly.
AUGCCUGCUCUACAUAUUGAACGUCCAAGGUUAUCAAGAGAAAUGCAUGAUGCAUUAAAACGACAUGUUCUACGCGAACGACAAAAGAAAAAAGAAGAAGCAGACGCCAACGAAGCUGAUAAGCAAAGAAGACGUGCAGAAAAGGCGAAAGCACUAUCAUCAUCAAAGGUUCAGUUAGAAGAUAAUGCAAAAGAUAUUCUUGAAUUACAACGAGUCCUAGUUGAUCUAGAGCAACAAAAAUAUGAACAGUGUAAUCUAUUAAAACGAGCAUUGACCGAAGAAGACCGACGAAAACAUUCCCAACAGACUGUAGCAAAAGAGCCAUCAUGGACAAGUCUUUAUUCACCGAACCUCCAAAUGGCAUCAUAUGCCCAUCAUCCGCAACAUUACUUAUCCGCACAACAAUCUCAUCGUUUAUUGGCAUAUAAACCACCGCCACCUCAACCAUCUCAACCAACUUCAUUUAUUCCAACAACAACAACAGCAAAUCUUAGUUCAAAACGGCCACGUAGUCCGGCUUCGUCUCAUAUCUAUUCAUCACCAUCAAAUAAAUCAUCACGUACAUCACUUAAUCCUUCAAUGCGUACAAGACCAUUAAGUCCCGGUUCAGCAUAUUCGUCUUCGGCGACUCAAGCCGCUGCUCGAAAUGGUGCACCUAGUUUUCCAUCACCACAAAACCAAUCAGCAUUUUCUGCCUAUCUCGGUUAUAUGACACAAUCAUCAGCUGCUCAGGGUGGAUCAGGUCAGUAUCCCAGUCAAAUGCCACGUGGGCGACCGUCACCACAAAUGCCGAAUUAUUUAAAUCCAUUAUCAUUUUUACCACAACCAAUAGUUGAUCCGAAACAACAAGUAGCAAAUGUUUACUCACAUCAUCCGAUAUUAAGACCUUUGAAGAAUGGAUCAAUUAUGAAUGGUUAUCCAUUGCAACCGCAACAGUAG